Cucumis melo (muskmelon) is the source of this 2467-nucleotide messenger RNA. Its product is annotated as probable xyloglucan galactosyltransferase GT14. The record is from RefSeq and is a predicted model, not a curated record. Lineage: Eukaryota; Viridiplantae; Streptophyta; Magnoliopsida; Cucurbitales; Cucurbitaceae. Gene Ontology annotation, molecular function: glycosyltransferase activity. The transcript has a single exon. Bases 596 to 2281 code for a protein of 561 amino acids.
AUGGCUCUAUUCUUUCAUUCAAUGGAUUUCUCAAAAGAAAACUCCUCAUUUUCCUCCAUUCCUUCACCAUCAACAUCCUCUCUUUCUCUGUCUCCUUCCUUCCCUUUCAAGAAAAAUAAUAAACAAAACAAAAAACCUCCAUUUUCAUUCCUUCCUGUUGCAGUUCUUCUGCUAAAAAAGAAUCUCUUUUUCUUUCUUUCCUAUAAUACAAUUCCAUUUCCCUCAUAGCUCUAUCUUCACCACUAUUUGAAGGGCUUUUUUUUCUUCUCUUUUGAAUGCCUUCUUUAUAAUACCACUCUAUUUUUCAUUUGUCAUCGUAGGGCCGACAUCAUUACGGUCACUGUGUUGUAGGGUGUUGGCCUCCAUACAUGGUAUUACGACUUUGUGGAAACCUGUGUUGUUUGUUCGAGUUUUAUCACUAUAAUUUGUUGUUACAUCGUUUCUUUUGAAGUUAUGGAGCUAUUUUACUAAACUUCUUCGUGAAGAGAGGAGGCAUCCUUCUCUCAAAGUUGUCGUUUGUUAGAGUGAGUUGUUACGUAAAACAUUUUGUGCUAAUGAUUUUAGGUGGUUAAGUCCAUUGAAAAACAGCUGAAAAAUGCAGAAGAUUAUAGUUCCAAAAUGCACUAAUCCAAUUCGUUUUAUUACACUAACCUCCUUCGUUUUAUGUUUUGUAUUGUUCUUCUUUGAUUACUCUGCCUUGUAUGAAACAAGAAAGAAUGAAGUCACCCUCUUAACCAAUGACUUCUCAAAUUCUUCAUCCAUUUCUCUAAACCCCACCAAUGAUACAGAACCAGAAAAAGAAGCCAUUGUAACUGAUAGCGAAAGCUCCUCCAUUGACCAAAACCCAGAAAAAGAAGCCAUUGUCAAAACUCGAACCAUUUCCUCCACUAAUUCUCGUCCAGCUAGAAGAUCAAGAAAACGAGCACGUCGAAGAGGCAGAUCAAUAAAAACCAAACCAUCUCAAUCUCGGGCUGUUGAACUGCCAAAAACAGUUCCAUUCAAAACAGAGGAUCCAUCAUGCAUAGGAAAAUACAUUUACAUUCAUAAUCUUCCCAAGAAAUUCAAUGAAGACUUAGUUGAGAACUGCAGAUUACCUCAUUUGAAAUGGUCAGAAGUUUGCAGAUUUGUGUGGGAAAACAUGGGAUUAGGCCCAAAAGUUCAAAACCCCAAAAGAGCUUUAACAAACAAAGGCUGGUUUUACACCAACCAAUUUGCAUUGGAAGUCAUUUUCCACCAGAGAAUGAAGCAAUACAAAUGCUUAACAAAGGAUUCUUCUAAAGCAGCAGCAAUUUUUGUGCCAUUCUAUGCAGGCCUUGAUGUUGGCCCAUAUCUUUGGGGAUUCAAUGCUUCAAUAAGAGACAAAGGCCCACUUGAAUUAGGUAAAUGGCUUUCACAAACAUCAGAAUGGAAAUCCCUGUGGGGUAGAGACCAUUUCUUCAUUGGGGGAAGAAUCACUUGGGAUUUCAGAAGAGACAAUCAAAAUGACUCAGAUUGGGGAUCAAAGCUAAUGCUUUUACCAGAACCUAAAAACAUGACAAUGCUAACAAUAGAAACAGGAUAUUGGAACAAUGAUUAUGCAAUCCCAUAUCCCACUUAUUUCCAUCCUUCAAGUGACUCCCAAAUCAUAGAAUGGCAAAGGAAGGUGAAAAGACAGAAAAGACCUUUCCUUUUCUCCUUCAUAGGAGGACCAAGGCCAACACAAGAAACCUCCAUUAGAGGGGAACUCAUAAACCAGUGCAAAGCUUCAAAAAGCUGUUACUUUUUGGCAUGUAUCCCUGGAGAGAAGAAAUGUGGUGAUCCUGUAGCAGUGAUGAACACAUUUUUGAACUCAGUUUUUUGCUUGCAACCACCAGGGGACUCAUUUACAAGAAGAUCAAUUUUUGAUGCUAUUUUAGCUGGUUGUAUACCUGUUUUCUUUCACCCUGGGACAGCUUACGCACAAUACAUUUGGCAUUUUCCAAAGGAUCACAAAAAAUACUCUGUUUUUAUUCCUUCAAAGAAAGUUAAAGAGAAAGAGGUGAAUGUAAGUGAGGUUUUGGAGGGAAUUUCUAGUAAGGAAGUUCUGGAGAUGAGAAAUCAGGUUGUUAGAAUGAUUCCUAGGGUGGUUUAUGCAGAUCCCAAUUCAAGAUUAGAGAGUUUUGAAGAUGCUUUUGAUGUAGCAGUUAAAGGGAUUCUUGAGAGAGUGGAGAGGGUAAGGAAAGGGAUUGAGGAAGGUAAAGAUCCGACUGCUGAUUUUGCUGAUAUGAACAUGAAAAAGUUUGAAUUGCUUGGAUUUACAUAAAACAAGCAUGGUGAUCUUGAUCUCAGUUCUUAGUGUUUUAUUGUAAAUCCAAGCAACAGGGAAUUAGAAGAUUUCUUUGGUUUGUUUUGACUAGAUAAUAAUUCUCAUGAAGUUGAGUGUUCUUAGUUCAGCGUAAUAUUAUCUUUUUGUCCAUCUAAUGCAUUUUAGCUACAUGUUGAUUUCUAA